Molecule: messenger RNA, 3312 nt
Organism: Gymnodraco acuticeps
Lineage: Eukaryota; Metazoa; Chordata; Actinopteri; Perciformes; Bathydraconidae
Gene: hs3st4
Product: heparan sulfate (glucosamine) 3-O-sulfotransferase 4
Exons: 2
Coding region: 643-1893 (416 amino acids)
Molecular function (GO): [heparan sulfate]-glucosamine 3-sulfotransferase activity
Source: RefSeq, a predicted model, not a curated record
GCCGAUGCGCACAUCGCAGGAUCCUGCCAAUCUGAGGAGACGCAAAGGACGGCGACAGCAGCCUGCUAUGGUCAGAAGAGUGGACGCUUUUGUGCAAAACCUGCGGACUUUCUGCCACACAAAGUCAGAGAAUAAAAAAGGAUAUUUUUUGGAAACAUACAAUGGGGUUUUGGUUGUAUCGCAGACUGAUCAGGACUUCGGGCUCAUGAUGAGAAGAAGACUUUGAACACUCAUUUUCUUUUUUCUCUUUUCCUCCUUCUUUAUAAAAUGCCAGGAUUGUGCCCAUCAUACAUUGUCCAGUUCAAGCCAGGCUGCUCAUUUGGAAGGACGCCUGAUGUCCAGCGUCUCAAAUCUGCAAGUUCAGUCCAAUAAAUUGUGACAUUCUCUGUCAGCCUUGGAAUAAGAAAUCGAUACUCAAGAAAAAGAGGGACGCGACAUUCUCCCGGAAUUUUAACGAUCCAUUUCCCUGCUAUCCUUAUAAAUAUGCGAUUUGGUUGGAUUAGGUUGGUUCGGUCCAGCUUCACGCUUUUAAAGCUGGAGCUGCGCUGAUAGUGACUGAUUAUUGCUGUUGAUUUUGUCCAUGCAAGACUCGGGGUGGAAACAUGUCUGGCCACUUCUCUGAGAGGAUCACUGUUAUCAGAGAUGGCAUUUUGGUCCAGCACUUCGGUUUUCACCUCUAAAGUGCCCCGGAAAAUCUUAUUCAUGUUCACCCUCUCCCUCUCUGUCACCUAUUUGUUCUAUAGCUUGAUGAGCUGCUACAACUCGCUGCAGUUCCCUCUGCAAGAGAACUACGCGUAUCAGGGGAGGCUGGUGACGGAGGAGACAACUUUUGUGACAUUGAGGGAGAAACUUUACUCCACUUCCCAGGGCUUGAGCGAAUUCACCGAGACCGAGAGAACCACCGCGGUUUCCACGACGAGGGAUCAUGCUGAGGCCGAGCAGAGGACAGUGGAGUGGAUUAGGAGUCAGGCGUCUCCGACUAAAUCUGCGGCGGCGUAUCACACCACCGCGCUGGAGAGGGAGCACCAGGAACUCAGCACCACGGACAGCGAACUCAGGGUGAACUGCACCAUGGAUUAUGGAGUGAAAAAACUUCCCCAAGCCAUCAUCAUCGGGGUGAAGAAAGGGGGGACCAGAGCCCUGCUGGAGGCGCUCAGGGUGCACCCGGACGUCAGAGCCGUUGGGAAUGAGCCACAUUUCUUUGACAGGAACUACGAGAAAGGGCUGGACUGGUACCGAGACCUGAUGCCUUCAACGCUGGAGGGCCAGAUCACUAUGGAGAAGACACCCAGCUACUUUGUGACUAACCAUGCCCCCAAGCGCAUCCACACCAUGGCCAGGGACAUCAAGCUUAUUAUAGUGGUGCGUAAUCCCGUCACCAGAGCCAUUUCGGACUACACACAGACUUUGUCCAAGAAACCCGAGAUCAACACCUUCGAGGUUCUGGCUUUUAAGAACCGGACGCUGGGUCUCAUAGAUGCUUCGUGGAGUGCGUUGCGCAUUGGAAUAUAUGCGCUCCACUUGGAGAGCUGGAUGCAGUAUUUCCCUCUCUCCCAAAUGCACUUUGUCAGCGGGGAAAGACUCAUCGUGGAUCCCGCGGGCGAGAUGGGCAAAGUGCAGGACUUCCUGGGACUCAAACGCAUCGUCACAGACAAACACUUUUACUUCAAUAAAACUAAAGGAUUUCCUUGUCUGAAGAAGCCAGAGGACAGCAGCACUCCCCGAUGCCUCGGCAAGUCAAAAGGGAGAACUCACCCUAAAAUAGACCCGGACGUGAUUCGCCGGCUGCACAAGUUCUACAAACCCUUUAACAUGAUGUUCUACCAAAUGACCGGACAGAACUUUGAGUGGGAGCUGGAGGAGGACAGUGGGUCUCGUAGCUCUCAGGACUAGUAGACUGCGGCAUGGCACGGCGCAGCCACACCACCAGCCUUCUUCGAUACAACUUCUAUUGUCUCGCUUUCGUUUCUUCAGAGAGAGUGCUUGAGCACGCCAAUCAAUCAUGGCUGUCUUUGCAGUGUCUGUAUCCAUUAGCAAGAGUUUACUGACAUGCUUUUCCCUUCAAUACUAAUGUCUUUGAUGAUGGUGAAUCAUUAUUGUACAUACUAAACAUAAAAUAUAUUUAUAUUUGUGAAAAGGAGAUGAUUUAUUCCUUUUGUUUUUAAAAGCAUAGAGCUGAUAUAAAAAUCAUGUUGACUAUGGCAAUGCAUGCGAUAAGUUAAGUGUCCUUACCUCAUGAGCCCUAAGGCUGAAAUCUGCCUGUUUCUUCUCCCUUUACUUUCCUUCCGUCUGUUUCCCUCACACCCACUCACCAGCAUACGGUACAAGAAGAUAUUCAAUUUAAACAGCUAAGGCCAAUGCAGUGCUCUGUAUAAUGUCUUUUCACACUAUCCUGCUGCUUCAGAAGAGACAGGAAAGAGAAAAGUGAGAGACAGUACAAUAAUCCUCUGACGUUUGCUUAUCUUUUUCAGUUUUUUGAGUGGAGACAGUCGUGUUUUUGUCUGUCUAAGUUUACCAAAGUGUUAAUUUACUCAGUGUUCUGGUUGCUCUGCACUCAUUAAUUGCACACAGAUUCAAUAAGAGAGCUGAUGGACAGUGGCCCUCAUUCAAUAAUUGGAUUGUUUCUCUACAUCGUCGACAUUAGCAUACUGAUGACCAUGCACUCAGAUGUGGUACAGUCUCAGUGAUUUUGGCAUAAUUCGACAAAUGAAUCCAUGUCGUGCAAAUAGCAAAGGGUGAGCUGUGGACUAAACAAUCCGGCAUCUUGACAAAAACAAAUUAUUGUUGUCAAAAGGCUCCCGAAAUAACAGUUAACACUCAAAGUCCUCGACCGUUUGAGUCGUGACCCUCUUGACGCAGUGAUUCAUGUCGAUGAGGGUGAAGAACAACACGAGGGGGAUUGAGCAGAAGUUUGUUAACAAACAUCUGCUGCGACACGGUCUUCUGUCGGCAGAGAUUAAUGGGGUGUUAAAUAAACCGCUGCUGCUGGAACAAUGUCAAUGUCAGAGAGAAGGAAUAGCAACAUACAUGCCCAGGUAAAUUACCAAGCCAUUACUGUAUGUACUUAAUGAGAUGAUGUGUGGCAGGGAAAUGUGUUGUAAUCAGAGGUUUACUUUGACUAACUGGGCAGAUGUGUGUGGAAAAUAACAGGGUGUUGCUGUGAAAUGCUCCUUUACUCAUGCAAUGGAAAAAAAAACACAUGACCCAUUAUAUUUUUCUUUAUUCAUUAUAUUUUGCAUAACUCGCUGUGCGUCUGUGUGUUGUCUCUGGACUUUUCAUCAAAUGAGACAAUCAAUACAGCCAAUGAGUCAA